Molecule: messenger RNA, 1351 nt
Organism: Rhinichthys klamathensis goyatoka
Lineage: Eukaryota; Metazoa; Chordata; Actinopteri; Cypriniformes; Leuciscidae
Gene: ccn1l2
Product: cellular communication network factor 1, like 2
Exons: 5
Coding region: 215-1351 (378 amino acids)
Biological process (GO): signal transduction
Cellular component (GO): extracellular region
Molecular function (GO): protein binding
Source: RefSeq, a predicted model, not a curated record
AUGCUCUGUGUGUUAUGAAACUGACAAGGCAUCUGAGUUUGAGUCUUGCUGUACUUUUAGAGACUAGUAUUACUUAAGAAAAUAGACGAGCUGGACGACACCCUCUGAGAUCUUCGGAGUCCGUUAGAAAGUGGAUAAACCUGCUUUUUGCAUUGGGGAUUUUUUUACAUUUUUAAAUUUAUUUUGGUAUUGAUUUCUUGGGGGAAGCUUGGAAAUGUGUUCUGGAAGGAAUCGAAGGACCCAGGCCGUUGUGUGCAUUGUGUUUCUGUUUGUUUUAUGCUCGUCUGAAGGAGAGGGAUCCGUCGGCUGUUCCCGGCCGUGCUCGUGCCCUCGGGAUCCUCCCUCCUGUCCGCUCGGGGUCAGUCGGGUGCUGGACGAGUGCGGAUGCUGUAAGGUUUGUGCUCAGCAGUUUAACCAGCCCUGUGGCCCUGACCGACCCUGCGACCACAUCAAGGGCCUGCGCUGCCACCUGGGGGCCGGAGGGGACCCGCGCCGGGGACUCUGCAGAGCUGACGCCCAGGGCCGCCCGUGUGAGUUUGGUGGGCGUGUGUAUCAGCACGGCGAGGACUUCCAGCCCGACUGCAGACACCAGUGCAUCUGUAUGGAUGGUGUGUUGGGCUGCAUGCCUGUGUGUCCACACCACAUCCCUGUGCCCGACACACACUGCACACACCCUCGCCUGGAGACGCCACCGGGCCGCUGCUGUGAGGAGUGGGUGUGUGAGCAUCAGAACAGCAUCAGGGAAGAACCGUCGGACCCCCGUCCUCAACACACACCGUACAACCACAUCAGCAGACUCUUACAGAGCCCUGACAGCCCACAGUCCACCAGGGGCUCUGUUCAAGAGUGGGCGUCUGUGCCGGUGUCUCUGGUCCCCUUCCCAACAUCCCAGUGUUUCCCACAGACCACCGACUGGUCCGAAUGUUCUGCUUCCUGCGGGUUUGGCAUCUCAAGUCGUGUGAGCAAUAGCAAUGCACAGUGCAAGCUGGUUAGAGAGACGCGCCUUUGCCAGAUCCGAGAAUGUGAUAUCACGCCAACUAUAAAGAGAGGAAAGAAGUGUCGACGGACAGUGAGGUCUCGGGAACCAGAGCGGAUCACGUUUGCCGGCUGCUCCACGGCUCGCCGCUACCGGCCUCGUGUGUGUGGCGUGUGUGUGGAUGACAGGUGCUGUCGGCCGUCCGCUUCCCGAACGGUGCGUCUGCGGUUCCUCUGCCCGGGCGGAGAGAACAUCACACGUAACGUCAUGUGGAUCCAGCGCUGCCGGUGCAGCAGAAGCUCCUGCAGGGCUCAGAGAGAGCGUUCCUCGCCCACCGUCAGCCUUCACAACGACACACACACCUUCUCUCGCUGA